This is a messenger RNA of Rhizopus microsporus ATCC 52813, 2817 nucleotides long. RefSeq lists its product as uncharacterized. Bases 80 to 2749 code for a protein of 889 amino acids. The transcript is spliced from 2 exons. The record is from RefSeq and is a predicted model, not a curated record. NCBI's taxonomy places the organism in Eukaryota, Fungi, Mucoromycota, Mucoromycetes, Mucorales, Rhizopodaceae.
AGGGUUUCUCAUCAACAUAAAACUUUAGUUUUCUUUCUUCUUCUCUCUACUCUUUCAACAACUCUUCAACAGAAUCAAAAUGGUUUUCAACGACUUGUCUGUACGUGCUCCUUCUCCUCCCUCAACGGGAUACAGUAUCAUCGAUAUCCGUACACCUACUAAUGGUGAUGCCAAGGAUAAUGAUGGUAUCAAGGUCAGCCGCCCUCCUUCCCCUCCUCAUUCUGCUGAUGCUUCUGAUGCUUCUGAAGAUGCCUUUGAUCACUCGGAUUUAUCCAAGACUAUAUUGGACUCCUUGGACAAGCCAGUCAACCAAAAAUCAAUUCCUACUUAUGUCUUGUAUGAUAAAAAAGGGUUGCGUCUAUUCGACCAAAUUACCUACUUGGACGAGUAUUAUCUGACCAAUGCCGAACUUGAUAUAUUGCAAAGAAAGGCUAAUGAACUCGCAGCUCGUCUCGAAAAUGGUAGUAUGAUCUUUGAACUAGGUGCUGGUGCACUUCGAAAAACCCAAGUCAUUUUACGAGCUAUCGAGAAAAGGCAAAUUCAUGUCGAUUACUAUGCUCUUGAUCUUGAUCAACAUGAACUUGAUCGUUCUUUGAUGUCGCUUGGUGAAUUCCAGUAUGUCAAGCUCUUUGGUCUUUUGGGUACCUAUGAUCAAGGCAUUCCCUGGAUUAACCAGCAUUUCACCUCCAAGGGAAUCAAAAAGGCAUUCUUAUGGCUCGGUAGCUCCAUUGGCAACCAAACUCGCCUUGAAUCUGCUCUUUUCCUUAAGCGUCUGCAAGAGAUGUGUGUGGAACCAGGUGACCUGUGCGUCAUUGGAUUCGACAAGCGUAACCAUACUGAAAAGAUUAAAACUGCCUAUAAUGACCCCAAAGGUAUCACGCGUGAAUUUAUCAUGAAUGGUUUGGACCACAUCAAUCGAAUUAUGGGGUGCGACAAGUUUAUUGAUCCUACCACUUUUGCCUAUGACUCUGCCUAUCUCGAAAAUCAAGGUCGUCACGUCGCUCAUUACCGUGCUCUGGACAAUAUGGUUCUUAAUUACCGAAGUGAUGCCUUCGAUCGCACGAUCCAGGUCAAGAAGGAUGAACUCAUUCAUGUUGAGCACUCGUACAAGUAUUCAUUUCAAGAGAUCACAAGCCUUCUAGCAGCUGCAGGCUUAGAUAUGGCUGAGUGCUGGACAGACUCGAAGGACCAGUAUCGGCUCGUAUUGGCCGAGGUUCGUCCGUUUAAAUUCGCGUGUAACGUUAAUGCCGUUCGUGAAAUUCUCUUUCCUUCAAAGAAGUCACUAGGUGAAGAGGAAAAGUCGAUUCAAUGUCAGCAUUGUAUUGACAGCAAGGAUAUAUCUGCAUAUAAACGUGAAGCUACCAAACUGGGUGUUUCCUUGUCUGAGAGUGACAUAUGGCCAAUGGACUCACUUCCAACCAUGAAGGAGUGGAAAGAACUAUGGAAAUCUUGGGAUCUUGUUACUCAACAAAUGAUAAAUCAUGACACUAUGCUCUUUGAACGCCCUAUUGCCUUGCGUCAUCCCUUCAUUUUUUACCUUGGUCAUAUACCUGCAUUUCUUGACAUCCAACUCUCUCGUCACAAGGUUGAUAUAGAAGUAGGCCCAGCAAACCCUACUCAACCAGAAUACUUUGCAGAAAUAUUCGAACGUGGUAUUGACCCUGAUAUGGAUGAUCCUACUCAAUGUCACCCACACUCAGAAGUACCAACGAAUGACAGUGACUGGCCAAGUGUGAAAAGUAUUCUAAAGUACCAACAAGAUGUUAGAAAAAGGGUAGUAGAUUUGCUAAACCUCUGGCUCAGUGAAGCGCGUGGUGCUCAAUCAACUGCAUGGAUUGAUAAGGUUAUCAGAAGAAGAAAGCCUGCCCGUGCUUUGUGGAUGUGCUUUGAACAUGAAGCAAUGCACCUUGAAACGAUACUUUAUAUGCUCGUACAAAGUCCAAACACGCUCCCACCCAAAGGCGUCUCUUUACCUUCAUGGAAAUACGCAGCCGAAGCUGAAGCUGAUAUCAUUCCUCUAGCAGAAGCUAGCUAUGUCGACAUUGCUGGUGCUGCCUCGGUCAUUAUAGGUCACAAUGAUAGAGAAGAAGAAGAUAAUAACCCAUCCUGUCAAAAGAUUCAAAGCUUUGGCUGGGAUAACGAAAGCCCUCAACGAGAAUACAAGAACCAACGAUCGUUCCGCAUUCAAACUAGGCCUAUUACCAAUGGAGAAUACUUCGCCUAUCUCAAGGACACAGGCUCUUCUGAUAUUCCUGCUUCCUGGUUGAAGCAAGGUGAUCAACUCUAUGUACGCACCGUGUUUGGACCCUGUCCUAUGAAAUUUGCAAAAGAUUGGCCAGUUCAAGUGUCUUAUAAUGAAGCAAGUGGAUAUGCAAAGUCAAAGGGACGUCGACUACCUACAGAGCUUGAAUUGACUCGAUUCCGCCGAGAGAUAGCCUCAGGUCCUCGUUCCAAGAAAGUACCAAACAUUGGCUUCCUCAAUUGGACACCUACUCCUGUUAAUAAUGAACAAGUCCAUUAUUUGGGAGAUGUCUGGGAGUGGACAGACACCAUCUGGGAUAAAUACGAAGGGUUCCAGUCUUCCACAAUCUAUCCAGGGUAUUCUGCUGAUUUCUUUGAUGGAAAACAUCGUGUUGUAUUAGGCGGCAGCUGGGCUACUCACCCUCGUAUUGCUGAACGAGACACAUUUAGAAACUGGUAUCAAUCUGGCUAUCCAUAUGUGUUUGCUGGCUUCAGACUAUGUGAAUAAGCCUUUUUUUUUUUCUGCGCAUAUUUUCCAUAAUUCAUGCAUCAAUAAAUUUUUUGAACAUUUUUGCG